CUGACAAAGUAUGUUUUUUUCUUGAAGUUUUUGAAAGAUCUGAAAAAUUUUUUUCUUAAAGAUUCCGCUACAUGCUCCUGAAUCCAGCAGAUCGUCUCGCUGAAGUUGUGAACACAGCCCGUGCAACAAUUCUCGUCGGUGGAACUAUGGAACCUGCCGAACUUCUUGUUGAAACGCUAGCCAAAGGAAAUGUGAACAAGAAAAUUCAGCGAUUCUCUUGUAAUCAUGUCAUCGACGAUGAUCAGCUUCUCUCCCUAGUUAUCGGUAAUUUCUAUUUAAAAAAAAAACAAAAAGCAUUCCGUCGAGCCGGAUUCGAACCAGCGACCUAAGGAUACCCACUGACUCUACAGUCCUCCGCUCUACCAACUGAGCUAUCGACGGUGACGAGAGCGAGAGGGCGAAAUUGAAAAGAUAUGAAAGCAUGCAUUGCGCUGGAGGGGGAGAGAAAAAGAGAACAUUUGUGUUGAGAAGAGAAAAUAUUUGUUUUCUUUUCAGAUAAAACAGUGGAUGGAAAACCGUUCAAAUUGACAUAUGAAACAAGAUCAAAUGAACAAGUUUUGCGAUCUUUGGCUAUUUCACUUCGAGUUCUGAUUCCUCAACUUCCAAACGGAGUUGUGAUUUUUGUGCCAUCCUAUGAUUUUCUAUAUAUGUUUCAAAAGAAAUUAAAAGAUUUCGGAUUAAUUGACAAAUUCCAGGUUUGACCUCUUUUUUAUCAAAAAAACAUGUCAAAUUAAUUUAUUUCCUUUUGUUAGAAGCCAAUCUUCACGGAAUCUCGUCAACCGAAAUCGGAUAUUUGGGACAAGUUCAGUCGAGCGGCAAAAUCGGAAAAAGGCGCUGUUUUGAUGGCUGUGGUGGGCGGAAAAAUGAGCGAGGGCAUCAAUUUUUGUGAUGAGUUGGGAAGAGCUGUGAUUGUUGUUGGAUUACCGUAUCCGAAUAAGAAUAGUGUGGAAUUGAAGGAGAGAAUGAGGGUGGGUGAAAAAAAGGGGAGGGGGGGGGGGGGGUUUGAUCUACAGAAAAAUUCAGUUUUUUGAAAAUCAUUGCUCAUAUUAGAAAAAUUGUGAAAUUUUCUGAUUUUUUGGUUGAAAAAAUUCGGGAAUUUGAUAGCCAUAAAAUCAGAUUUAAUAUACAUAAAACCAGAAAAAAAAUAAUCAAAAAAAUUAUUUUUUCUGAAAAAUCAUUGCUCAUAUUAGAACAAUGUGAAAUUGCUUGAUUUUUUAUAGGACUUUGAUGGCCAUUUUUUUUCAAAUAAAAAAAUUAAUUUAUCAAAAAUAAAAUAAAUUUCACUAAAAAGCAUUGCUCAUAUUAGAAAAAUGUGAAAUUUACUGAUUUUUUGGUGAAAAAUAUAGGAGUUUGGUGGCCAUGAAGCCAGUUUUUUCGAAUUCAGAAAAAAAUAAUUAUCAAAAAAAAAUUCAGUUUUUCGAAAAUCAUUGCUCAUAUUAUAAAAAUGUGAAAUUUUCAGAUUUCUUGGUGAAAAAUGGCCAUGAAAACCCGAUUUUUUCAAAUUCAGAAAAAAAAAUUAUCAAAAAAAAAAAAUUAGUUUUGCUGGAAAGCAUUGCUCAUAUUAGAAAAUUCUUCAAAUUUUUUUUAGUCUAAAUUUAUUUCAAAAAUAGGUUCAUGAUUUUUUUCGGUAUUUGGAAUACUUGAAAAAUCAUUGCUCACAUUGAAAAAUCUGAAAAUUUCGAAAUUUUUGGUCUAGAAAAAAAUUUUCAGUUCCUCGAUUCACAAAUCAAAAAUGGUGGAAAUCUACUGUAUGAAUCCCUAUGUAUGCAUGCUGUAAAUCAGGUUUGUUCUCAUUUUCACUCCUCUUUGUUUUAACAUACAUAUUUUCCCAGGCAAUUGGUCGUGCAAUUCGUCAUCGCCGCGAUUACGCCUCCGUUUUUCUCUUCGACGAACGCUUCAAAUCCUCAAAAUCCAAACUUUCCACGUGGAUCGGUCAGAAAACUCAAACUGAUUUGAGUUUUCAACAAGUCUUAUCAAAAACUAAAGAUUUCUUUGGAGCCAAAAAAUAA
Messenger RNA from Caenorhabditis angaria, 2009 nucleotides. NCBI's taxonomy places the organism in Eukaryota, Metazoa, Nematoda, Chromadorea, Rhabditida, Rhabditidae. The record is from the annotation of a GenBank genome assembly.